Messenger RNA from Ictalurus punctatus (channel catfish), 4934 nucleotides. It is a transcript of the gene jak2b, whose product is annotated as Janus kinase 2b. Bases 1105 to 4470 code for a protein of 1121 amino acids. NCBI's taxonomy places the organism in Eukaryota, Metazoa, Chordata, Actinopteri, Siluriformes, Ictaluridae. The transcript has 26 exons. Gene Ontology annotation, cellular component: cytosol; membrane; cytoskeleton. Gene Ontology annotation, molecular function: non-membrane spanning protein tyrosine kinase activity; ATP binding; histone binding. Gene Ontology annotation, biological process: cytokine-mediated signaling pathway; hemopoiesis; cell surface receptor signaling pathway via JAK-STAT. The record is from RefSeq and is a predicted model, not a curated record.
UCCCCCCUCUGCUGUUAACCUGCGCAGCUCUGAGGCGGAGACGGAAAACACUCCCGCACACUGCGUGUUGGAAAUUAAAUACCGGCCACACUUACACUUUUUUUUGUCGUUGAAGACAUAAUCGAAACUUCUUUGGAAAAUUACUGUAGCGCUAAGAGAGUUCUGAAGUGUCGCUCUGAGUCACACAGUUAGCAUGUUAGCUGGUUUGACGGACGCGUCUUCUUUUAGGUAGCUGACAGCGUUGAAGUUCAUUUUUAGCCUGCUUUUGUGUAUCAGUCACGCAGUUUAUUUGGUUUUUGCUUCUGUCUUUUUUUUUUUUUUUUUGAAUAACGUACAGUUUGGCCUAUGUACAUUUUGUUGUGGUGUGUUUCAGCGGUGAGAUUUGCAGCGCGUAACGUUAAAUGUCAAGACUGGCUCGGCUAGUAAGGGACUAGCUGCCGUCGCGUUUAGCAGCUCGGCUAACGGAGAACUUCAGAUGUUACGAAAGUGGGAAAGACGAACACAUUUGGACUACGACAAACCGACGUUAUGGAUUAAGUCUGGGAUUUGGGGUUAAAGUUGCGCUGGCCAGCAGGUUAACCUUGCUAGCUAGUUUAGCGACAGCAAGCCACCAAAACUCAGGCAUUCAAACACUUUGAGCAGCAGCAGAUGAACAGAGAAAAUGGCCAUGUGGACUGAUCUGUAAAAGGAUAAGCACUGACGCCACAGAGUCCUGCUCAUUUCCCCGAGAAGACCUGCCAGACCCUGGUGUCCAUUACUGCUUUCUCCGAUGAUGAGGACAUUCUGGCAGCUUCCUCUGCUGUCCCAAGUGGACACAGAUUUGGCAUCUCAGCCGGAUCACCUGUUCCUGUGGGUUUGCCCCCUUGGAAUGAAUUACCAUCCAAGGACUGUGGCCCAGCAGCUCAAGAGCCCUUAGUGGACAGGUGCUGAAAGUCCUUGUAAAGGUGGAAGCUGAAUGGUGUGCAUUCUCAAAGGCCAGAUCUGGUGCAUUGCCCAAAUCCCAAAAUACUUUUCUCCAAGAACAGCUAGGCAAUGACAAGACUAUCUGUUCUAAAGGUGAAUGUAGCCCCCUGAUCCACACCCACGUGUGUGUCUGUAACGGACAUGGCUGCUUGCCCCCCAACCCACCAGAAUGGUGACGUUCAUCGGCAAGAAAGAGUGCCAAAGCCACCUGUCACUGCACUGACACUUCAUCUGUACCACAGCAGACGAGGUGAAGAGGACUGCACUCCACUCUGUUACCCACCAGGAGAGUACAUCGCUGAACAGCUGGCCAUCGAAGCAGCCAAGGAGUGUGGGGUGUCACCAGUUUACUUCAGCCUAUUCGGCCUUUAUAGAGAACGUGACAGAGUCUGGUUAUCACCCAACCACCUUCUUCACUUGGAUGAAUCAACUAAAGAGAGUUUGAUCUUCAGAAUUAGGUAUUACUUUCCUGGGUGGUAUAGCUGUGGAGCCUCUCGAGCUUACAGAUGUGGCGUUGCCAAGGGAUCUGAGAGUCCAAUCCUUGAUGAUCAUGUUAUGGCUUAUCUUUUUGCUCAGUGGAGGAGUGACUUUGUGAAUGGCUGGGUGAAGCUGUCUACCAGCCACGAGACCCAAGAAGAGUGCCUUGGUAUGGCUGUCUUAGAUAUGAUGAGGAUAGCCAAAGAAAAGCAGUGCUCUCCGCUUGAUAUUUACAAUGCCAUAAGCUAUAAGUCCUUCCUUCCCAAAGACAUGAGGCUGAAGAUCCAGGACUACCACUUUGUAACGCGGAAGCGGAUCCGCUAUCGCUUCCGUAAGGUAGUGCAACAGUUCAGUCAGUGCCGGGCCACACCACGUGAUCUCAAGCUCAAAUACCUGAUCAACCUAGAGGCACUUGACUCUGGCUUCUACACAGAAUGCUUCCAGGUCAAAGAGGCCUCAGCAGGACAGGUCACCAUAAUCGUCUCUGCCGAUCAAGGCAUUCAGUGGUGCCGUGAAAAGCAAAAGGACACCCAGUUAGAGGACCUGCAGCCGUAUUGUGAUUUCCCUCAUGUGGUUGAUAUCAGUAUCAGACAAGCCACCAAAGAGGGAGCCCACAAGAGCCGGGUCGUCUCCAUCAACAAGCAGGAUGGCAAAACUCUGGAGCUGGAGUUCUCCUCUCUAGCCGAGGCUCUGUCCUUCGUGUCUUUGAUAGAUGGCUACUACAGGUUGACCACCGAUGCACAUCACUACCUCUGUAAAGAUGUUGCACCACCUCGAUUACUCGAGGCUAUCGAAAACUACUGCCAUGGGCCAAUAUCAAUGGAGUUUGCUAUCUGUAAACUGCGCAAGGCUGGAAACCAGCGAGGUCUUUUUGUGCUACGCUGCAGCCCCAAAGAUUAUAACAAAUACUUCCUGACAUUUGCUAUCGGGAUGGGUACUGAAGUGGAAUACAAGCAUUGCCUGAUCAGUAGGUCAGACGGUGGCGAUUAUGUUCUGAGUGGGACUAAGAGGACAUUCAGAAGCAUGCAUGAGCUGCUCAAGUGUUACCAAGUAGAGACCGUCAGAUCAGAUGGCAUUGCCUUUCAGUUCAGCAAAUGCUGCCCUCCCAAGGCCAAAGAAAAGUCAAAUCUUCUGGUUUGUCGGAGUAACAAAGGCUCAGAGGUUCUCCGCUCACCCUCGCUGCAGAGACAGAACAUCAGUCAGAUGGUUUUCCACAAAAUUCGGAAAGAGGACCUGGAGUUUGGAGAGAACCAAGGCCAGGGUACUUUUACGAAGAUCUUUAAGGGGGUUCGGAAAGAGAUGGGAGACUAUGGAGAAAUGCACCAGACAGACGUCAUCAUUAAAGUCCUCGAUAAAGCGCACAGAAGAUAUUCAGAGUCCUUUUUUGAGGCAGCCAGUAUGAUGAGCCAGCUCUCCCACAAGCAUCUGACAUUCACCUAUGGCAUCUGUGUGUGUGGCGAGGAGAACAUAAUGGUGCAGGAAUAUGUGAAGUUUGGUUCCUUGGACAUCUACUUGAAGAAAAACAAGAACAGUAUCAGUAUUCUCUGGAAGCUAGAAGUGGCUAAGCAGCUUGCGUGGGCUAUGCACUUUCUGGAGGAGAAGAACCUAGCUCAUGGGAAUGUAUGUGCCAAAAAUGUCCUUCUAAUCCGCGAGGAGGACAGGAAGACGGGCAACCCUCCCUUUAUCAAACUCAGCGACCCAGGCAUCAGCAUCACAGUGCUGCCCAGAGAGAUUUUACUGGAGAGAAUCCCAUGGGUUGCUCCUGAAUGUAUCGUGGACCCCAAGAAUGUAAGCCUUGCUACAGAUAAGUGGAGCUUUGGCACGACACUCUGGGAGAUUUGCAGCGGAGGCGAGAAGCCACUUGCCAACAUGGAUAACUCCAAGAAACACUUGUUCUAUGAAAAGCACCAUCAGCUGCCUGUCCCCAAGUGGACUGAACUGGCCAACCUGAUUAACAGCUGCAUGGACUAUGAGCCAGCAUUCAGGUCAUCCUUCAGAGCAAUUAUCCGUGACCUCAACACACUCUCUUGCCCAGACUAUGAAACGGUGAUGAUGGAGAGUGACUUGGUGCCCAUUAGAACCGGAGGCCUUGUGCUCGUCACAGGAACGUUUGAGGACCAGGAGCCAGUGCAGUUUGAGGAAAGGCAUCUGAUUUUCCUACAGCAACUUGGCAAGGGGAACUUUGGCAGUGUAGAGAUGUGCCGAUAUGACCCCCUGCAGGACGGUACAGGCGAGGUGGUGGCAGUGAAAAAGCUCCAACACAGCACAACUGAACACAUGCGCGACUUUGAGAGGGAGAUUGAGAUCCUUAAGUCUCUCCAACAUGAGAACAUUGUGAAGUACAAAGGAGUGUGCUAUGGUGCAGGCCGUCGAAACCUUCGGCUUGUAAUGGAGUACCUGCCAUAUGGCAGUCUGAGAGAUUAUCUCAGCAAGAACCGAGCCAGGAUUGAUCACAAGAAGCUUGUACAUUACGCCUCUCAAAUAUGCAAGGGCAUGGAGUACCUUGCAUACAAACGGUACAUUCAUCGAGAUCUGGCUACUCGAAACAUCUUGGUGGAGAGUGAGUCUCAGGUAAAAAUUGGUGACUUUGGCUUGACUAAGGUUUUGCCUCAGGACAAAGAAUACUACAAGGUCAAAGAGCCAGGAGAAAGUCCAAUAUUCUGGUAUGCCCCCGAAUCCUUAACAGAAAGCAAGUUUUCCGUGGCAUCAGACGUCUGGAGUUACGGUGUUGUUCUGUAUGAACUCUUCACACACAGUGACAAGCUCUGUAGCCCCCCUACAGUGUUUAUGAGCAUGAUGGGAGGAGACAAGCAUGGCCAGACAAUAGUGUAUCAUCUCAUUGAACUGCUGAAAAAAGGGAACCGCUUACCUCAGCCAGUGGGUUGCCCCUCAGAGAUGUAUGAGAUAAUGCAGGAAUGUUGGGAUAACGAUGCGACCUUUCGUCCAGCCUUUAAGGAGCUUGCUCUGCGCGUCGACUUGUUUCGAGACAGCAGUGAUUCAGACCUAUACACCCAAGUGCCUCCAUUUUAAGAGAGAAACACUUUGCUUUGUUCUAAUAACUGCCUUGAAGAUCAUCAGCACCAUGUCGUUAAUCAGGACCUCCAUCAUCACUCUCCUUGCUUUUCAGUGUGCCAUCUUGGCAAACCUCAUUAAGGACUUGGAACUUCUACCAGCCUUUAAGCAACUAUGUUUUGGUUUGCUUUUUCCCCCUCUUAACACCCCGUUGCUAGCAGUGCUAGCAUAUUUCCUUACCAUGAAGAACUGUGAAAGGAAGAAUGCACACGCAAUUGCGUUCUUUUUAUAUAUGUUUUUAUGUACAUAUAAUAAAUAAAGAUUUUUAUAAUUUUAUAAAAAUGAAAGAUGAAUGCAAUUCUGACUAUAUUUGGACUAUUAAUUAUUAGCAGUGAAAUAUGAAAUGAAGAAAGAUAUAUAAUGUUUAUAGCUUUCCAUCGUCAUGCAGGUGGCUGUCUAAUUAAAAUCAUAUAUUAAAUAUA